Molecule: messenger RNA, 2152 nt
Organism: Zootermopsis nevadensis
Lineage: Eukaryota; Metazoa; Arthropoda; Insecta; Blattodea; Termopsidae
Source: RefSeq, a predicted model, not a curated record
GGGUACAAUGUUUUCUUUGCUUUCGCUAAUACAGAAAGAUUACCCAAAUGUACAAUGUUUCGGAGACCGUCUCAUACUGAAUUUAAUACUAGACCCAGUGACAGUUAAUACAUUUAUAUAUCUGGGAUGGAGGCAGAGGUAACUUAUGCAAAGUUUAUAUUUCUCAUCCAGACUGCAACGUCUACGAAAUUUCUCACGUGACGUUACAAUUGUCACACAACUUUGUAAAGGUGUUUUACUACGCACAGAUGAACUAAACGCUACCCAAUCUAUGACGUCAUGUUUCAACAUGGUGAACUGCGCAAUGCAUGUGAACUUCAGAACCAUCAAGACAACCCUUACAUCGUAUGCAGAACGCAUGUAUACAGACAAACAUGAAUGGGUUUUAAUUGAUGGGAAAAUGGGCACAGUUGGAAUCUCUCACUAUGCACAGGAUGCACUUGGUGAUGUUGUAUAUGCACAACUACCGGACAUAGACACUGAGAUUCUAAAGAAAGAUGAAUGUGGAGCUCUAGAGAGUGUGAAAGCUGCUAGUGAGCUGUAUAGCCCUGUAUCAGGCAGAGUUGUAGAGAAGAAUAUUGCGGUAGAGGAAACACCUGCUCUUAUAAACCAGUCAUGUUAUGAAAAAGGUUGGUUGUUCAAGAUUGAACUUAAAAAUCCAGAUGAACUAAAGGAAUUAAUGACAGAAUCUGAAUAUGAGAAUUUCCUUAAAACUGAUGCCCAUUAAUGAGAUCAGAUAUAUUAUUUAAACCAUUUCAGGGAGUUUAUCCAAAAAUUGUUUUUAUGGGAGGUGUUUCUCUGAAAACAUGUUGCACUGAAAGACCAUUUAAUUUAUUCUCUUCUCGCAUAAUACAAAAUAGAAUGUUAUAGAUAAAAUUCAUUAUUAUUAUUUUUGCAACCUUCUGUUUUAUUGUUGGAAUAGAAACCAGAUUUAAAGUAUCUUUUUCAUAUUGCAUGUCUUUUGUACAAAUCCAUUGAUGUGUGAUAGCAUUUUGAAAUUCUGUGAGGAGCUAAUAUGAAUAUUCACGUACCUUAAGGUCUUUUGUUCUGCCUCUAACCGUCUUGCAAUGGAUCUUGUAAAAAUGCAAGGUUAGGUUAGGAGCCGGUUUCUGCAGGACUCAUAUUAUUCUGAGUUUAAACUUUCUGGUCAUGUGGAUCUUGCGUUUAUGCAGGAAUUAUUUUGUGGAAGAGUGGAAUGUCUGUCGACAAUAUGUAGAAGCUUUUACUUAUAUUAAAUAUAAUUUCUUCCAUUAGAUGUCACAAAUAUCUUUAUUUUCAAAGUUAUGCCAAUUUGAUGGUAUGUUGUUUUAAUAAGGUUAUUAAGUGGUAGCCAUGGCUUCUUUCAGACAUAACAGAUUACAGAUAGUAUACCUUAUUUGCAGAUUUUAAACUGUAUAGUGAAUGUAAGGAUAGUAUGUAAUCUGUCACUUAAAAUUAAAUUGAACAAAAUGGUGUCCAAAUUUAUUUAUUCAACCAAGGAAUUUCUAUUAACAGAAAUUAUGCAGCAACAGGGUUAAUUGUAUUCUGUGUUUUUUUCUAGGUAUAUUUUGAUAUAUUUGGACCAUUUAAUUUCAAAUUAUUCAUCUCCUUGAAUGUUAAUUAUAUUAAUUUUUUUAGUGUUUACGAAAGGUUUGCGAAACAUUGCAGCAUAUUUUGAGUGCCAUAAUAGGAUAAAUAUUAUUAUAAAUCUGUGUAGAUUGGUUGACACUAGGUCAAAUACAUAAGAAUUUGGGGAUAGGGGAAGAUAAUAUUAAUAUACAAGCAGUUGUGAUAUUUGACUCUGAUGGGCUUACAUGACAGAGGUUUCAUGUUCCAUGUUUUGGGAUAUGUAAAUUGUUGUAUUUUCAAUUUGUUAAUGCAUGUUUUCUUAUCAUUUGUUGAUGACACAUUAUUACUAGAACUGAUACACACGAUUAAUAUUAAAGAAUGUUGGAGUAAUUUUUGUUUUGUAAAAGGAAGUCUAUAGUCUGUAGACUAUAAUUUGGGAUUGUAUAACGAUACAGAAUGAAUUUAUAUUCCCUCUAAAAUCACUUAGUAGAUCUUAAAUAUUGUACUCGAAUAUACUCAUAAUUUCUAAGAUUAUGUUUUUGUGGGUUUUAUAGACAGGUAUUUUUAUAUGUUAAUAAAUGUUUAUUAAAGUUGUUGAAUUUAA